Molecule: messenger RNA, 354 nt
Organism: Symbiodinium sp. CCMP2592
Lineage: Eukaryota; Dinophyceae; Suessiales; Symbiodiniaceae
Source: the annotation of a GenBank genome assembly
AUGAGCAGUUUUUUGCACAACGCGCUCAACACGUUCAAGUCCUGCCAUUUUCUUGGUGUGGCCAUCGGUAUGAACGAGUAUGGCCAUCAUCACGUGACGGUUCAUCCCUGGGAGCCAUGGUGGGAUGAGGUUUUUUCACGCUUCGGCUUCGAGGUCGAUUCAGAGUUGACAGCUUUAAGUCGCCAACCGGAGUAUGGCACCGAGGAACGGCGAGGGCACACGUGGUGGAGCGGCGGUGCAAACAACCACGCCCCGGGAAAGAUUUUGAAGAACGUGAUGUUGGCAAAUGACGCGGACCCAAUAACCUACUACCAGCAGAUCGACUGGACGCAGCGAGUGCCAGGGGUGAGGUAG